This is a messenger RNA of Acaulospora colombiana, 987 nucleotides long. The record is from the annotation of a GenBank genome assembly. Lineage: Eukaryota; Fungi; Glomeromycota; Glomeromycetes; Diversisporales; Acaulosporaceae.
AUGUCAUCUGAACGUGCAGUGGCGAUAAAUGCGGUUCUAAAAGCAAGUCAACUUUGUCAACAAGUUUUUCGACACCUCAUUGACGGCGAAACCAUUACGAAAAGUGACAGAACGCCGGUAACAGUUGCUGACCUUGGCGCCCAAGCGGUUGUGAAUGAAAUUUUGCAUAAUUCUUUUCCGGAUGAUGUCAUCAUUGGAGAAGAAGAUUCUAAAAUAUUGCGCGGAGAAGAUGGAAAACAGCUAAGAGAGAAAGUUUUGUCUCUAGCCAACACUGUAUUGGAUACGCCUCUGGAUGAUGAAAAGUUAUUGGAGGCCAUUGAUCGAGGGUCACAUCCUGGGGGCACUCAAGGAAGAAUGUGGACACUCGAUCCUAUUGACGGUACCGAGGGAUUUAUUCGCGGUGAUCAAUUUGCUGUAUGCUUGGCUCUUAUCAUUGAUGGUCAUGUUCAACUUGGGGUUAUGGGAUGCCCCAAUUUUCCCGUGGAUCAUAAAACGCCAGAAGGUGAAAAGGGAUGUUUAUUCGUUGCUGUAAAGGGACAAGGCUCAUUUCAGCGAAAAUUCACUUCAGCUGAGGAGACACAAAUACGCAUGACUGAUAUCUCAUCCCCGUCCGAUGCAUCAUUUUGCGAAUCAGUAGUGGCUUCGCAUUCGUCGCACGAGGAUUCGGCAAAGAUUGCAGCGUUGUUAGGAGUUACCAAACCGGCCAUUCGUAUGGAUAGUCAAUGCAAAUAUUGUUCAGUUGCUAGAGGUGAUGCGGAUAUAUAUCUGCGCUUGACCCGGGGUGAUUAUCUGGAAAAUAUUUGGGAUCAUGCGUCUGGAAGUCUGCUUAUUCAAGAGGCAGGUGGCAUUGUUUCGGAUAUUUAUUCUAAGCCACUAGAUUUUUCGUUGGGUAGAAAAUUAGACAAUAACAAAGGAGUUAUCGUAGCCCAUCCUAAAAUACAUUCUCAAGUAAUUGACGCGGUUCAGAAAGUUUCAUUGAACAAAUGA